Closterium sp. NIES-65 is the source of this 5376-nucleotide messenger RNA. The record is from the annotation of a GenBank genome assembly. NCBI's taxonomy places the organism in Eukaryota, Viridiplantae, Streptophyta, Zygnematophyceae, Desmidiales, Closteriaceae.
AUGUCUGGUACCUACCUAUUUAACCUAGACGCGCGUAGACAUACGUAUGCAUGCGUGAGUGGUGCAGCAGAGCAGGUGAGUGGUGCAGCAGAGCAGGUGAGUGGUGCAGCAGAGCAGGUGAGUGGUGCAGCAGAGCAGGUGAGUGGUGCAGCAGAGCAGGUGAGUGGUGCAGCAGAGCAGGUGAGUGGUGCAGCAGAGCAGGUGAGUGGUGCAGCAGAGCAGGUGAGUGGUGCGGCAGAGCAGGUGAGUGGUGCGGCAGAGCAGGUGAGUGGUGCAACAGAGCAGGUGAGUGGUGCAACAGAGCAGGUGAGUGGUGCGGCAGAGCAGGUGAGUGGUGCGGCAGAGCAGGUGAGUGGUGCAGCAGAGCAGGUGAGUGGUGCGGCAGAGCAGGUGAGUGGUGCAGCAGAGCAGGUGAGUGGUGCGGCAGAGCAGGUGAGUGGUGCAGCAGAGCAGGUGAGUGGUGCAGCAGAGCAGGUAAGUGGUGCAGCAGAGCAGGUGAGUGGUGCAGCAGAGCAGGUGAGUGGUGCAGCAGAGCAGGUGAGUGGUGCAACAGAGCAGGUGAGUGGUGCAGCAGAGCAGGUGAGUGGUGCAGCAGAGCAGGUGAGUGGUGCAGCAGAGCAGGUGAGUGGUGCAGCAGAGCAGGUGAGUGGUGCGGCAGAGCAGGUGAGUGGUGCAGCAGAGCAGGUGAGUGGUGCGGCAGAGCAGGUGAGUGGUGCGGCAGAGCAGGUGAGUGGUGCGGCAGAGCAGGUGAGUGGUGCGGCAGAGCAGGUGAGUGGUGCGGCAGAGCAGGUGAGUGGUGCGGCAGUGCAGGUGAGUGGUGCGGCAGAGCAGGUGAGUGGUGCAGCAGAGCAGGUGAGUGGUGCGGCAGAGCAGAUGAGUGGUGCGGCAGAGCAGGUGAGUGGUGCGGCAGAGCAGGUGAGUGGUGCGGCAGAGCAGGUGAGUGGUGCGGCAGAGCAGGUGAGUGGUGCGGCAGAGCAGGUGAGUGGUGCGGCAGAGCAGGUGAGUGGUGCGGCAGAGCAGGUGAGUGGUGCGGCAGAGCAGGUGAGUGGUGCGGCAGAGCAGGUGAGUGGUGCGGCAGAGCAGGUGAGUGGUGCGGCAGAGCAGGUGAGUGGUGCAGCAGAGCAGGUGAGUGGUGCGGCAGAGCAGGUGAGUGGUGCGGCAGAGCAGGUGAGUGGUGCGGCAGAGCAGGUGAGUGGUGCAGCAGAGCAGGUGAGUGGUGCAGCAGAGCAGGUGAGUGGUGCAGCAGAGCAGGUGAGUGGUGCGGCAGAGCAGGUGAGUGGUGCAGCAGAGCAGGUGAGUGGUGCAGCAGAGCAGGUGAGUGGUGCGGCAGAGCAGGUGAGUGGUGCGGCAGAGCAGGUGAGUGGUGCGGCAGAGCAGGUGAGUGGUGCAGCAGAGCAGGUGAGUGGUGCGGCAGAGCAGGUGAGUGGUGCGGCAGAGCAGGUGAGUGGUGCGGCAGAGCAGGUGAGUGGUGCGGCAGAGCAGGUGAGUGGUGCAGCAGAGCAGGUGAGUGGUGCAGCAGAGCAGGUGAGUGGUGCAGCAGAGCAGGUGAGUGGUGCGGCAGAGCAGGUGAGUGGUGCAGCAGAGCAGGUGAGUGGUGCAGCAGAGCAGGUGAGUGGUGCAGCAGAGCAGGUGAGUGGUGCGGCAGAGCAGGUGAGUGGUGCAGCAGAGCAGGUGAGUGGUGCGGCAGAGCAGGUGAGUGGUGCGGCAGAGCAGGUGAGUGGUCCGGCAGAGCAGGUGAGUGGUGCGGCAGAGCAGGUGAGUGGUGCGGCAGAGCAGGUGAGUGGUGCGGCAGAGCAGGUGAGUGGUGCGGCAGGGCAGGUGAGUGGUGCGGCAGAGCAGGUGAGUGGUGCGGCAGAGCAGGUGAGUGGUGCGGCAGAGCAGGUGAGUGGUGCGGCAGAGCAGGUGAGUGGUGCGGCAGAGCAGGUGAGUGGUGCGGCAGAGCAGGUGAGUGGUGCGGCAGAGCAGGUGAGUGGUGCGGCAGAGCAGGUGAGUGGUGCGGCAGAGCAGGUGAGUGGUGCGGCAGAGCAGGUGAGUGGUGCGGCAGAGCAGGUGAGUGGUGCGGCAGAGCAGGUGAGUGGUGCGGCAGAGCAGGUGAGUGGUGCGGCAGAGCAGGUGAGUGGUGCGGCAGAGCAGGUGAGUGGUGCGGCAGAGCAGGUGAGUGGUGCGGCAGAGCAGGUGAGUGGUGCGGCAGAGCAGGUGAGUGGUGCGGCAGAGCAGGUGAGUGGUGCGGCAGAGCAGGUGAGUGGUGCGGCAGAGCAGGUGAGUGGUGCGGCAGAGCAGGUGAGUGGUGCGGCAGAGCAGGUGAGUGGUGCGGCAGAGCAGGUGAGUGGUGCGGCAGAGCAGGUGAGUGGUGCGGCAGAGCAGGUGAGUGGUGCGGCAGAGCAGGUGAGUGGUGCGGCAGAGCAGGUGAGUGGUGCGGCAGAGCAGGUGAGUGGUGCGGCAGAGCAGGUGAGUGGUGCGGCAGAGCAGGUGAGUGGUGCGGCAGAGCAGGUGAGUGGUGCGGCAGAGCAGGUGAGUGGUGCAGCAGAGCAGGUGAGUGGUGCAGCAGAGCAGGUGAGUGGUGCGGCAGAGCAGGUGAGUGGUGCGGCAGAGCAGGUGAGUGGUGCGGCAGAGCAGGUGAGUGGUGCGGCAGAGCAGGUGAGUGGUGCGGCAGAGCAGGUGAGUGGUGCAGCAGAGCAGGUGAGUGGUGCGGCAGAGCAGGUGAGUGGUGCGGCAGAGCAGGUGAGUGGUGCGGCAGAGCAGGUGAGCGGUGCGGCAGAGCAGGUGGGUGGUGCGGCAGAGCAGGUGAGCGGUGCGGCAGAGCAGGUGAGCGGUGCGGCAGAGCAGGUGAGCGGUGCGGCAGAGCAGGUGAGCGGUGCGGCAGAGCAGGUGAGUGUUUCGGCAGAGCAGGUGAGCGGUGCGGCAGAGCAGGUGAGCGGUGCGGCAGAGCAGGUGAGCGGUGCGGCAGAGCAGGUCAGCGGUGCGGCAGAGCAGGUCAGCAGUGCGGCAGAGCAGGUGAGCGGUGCGGCAGAGCAGGUGAGCGGUGCGGCAGAGCAGGUGAGCGGUGCGGCAGAGCAGGUGAGCGGUGCGGCAGAGCAGGUGAGCGGUGCGGCAGAGCAGGUGAGCGGUGCGGCAGAGCAGGUGAGCGGUGCGGCAGAGCAGGUGAGCGGUGCGGCAGAGCAGGUGAGCGGUGCGGCAGAGCAGGUGAGCGGUGCGGCAGAGCAGGUGAGCGGUGCGGCAGAGCAGGUGAGCGGUGCGGCAGAGCAGGUGAGCGGUGCGGCAGAGCAGGUGAGCGGUGCGGCAGAGCAGGUGAGCGGUGCGGCAGAGCAGGUGAGCGGUGCGGCAGAGCAGGUGAGCGGUGCGGCAGAGCAGGUGAGCGGUGCGGCAGAGCAGGUGAGCGGUGCGGCAGAGCAGGUGAGCGGUGCGGCAGAGCAGGUGAGCGGUGCGGCAGAGCAGGUGAGCGGUGCGGCAGAGCAGGUGAGCGGUGCGGCAGAGCAGGUGAGCGGUGCGGCAGAGCAGGUGAGCGGUGCGGCAGAGCAGGUGAGCGGUGCGGCAGAGCAGGUGAGCGGUGCGGCAGAGCAGGUGAGCGGUGCGGCAGAGCAGGUGAGCGGUGCGGCAGAGCAGGUGAGCGGUGCGGCAGAGCAGGUGAGCGGUGCGGCAGAGCAGGUGAGCGGUGCGGCAGAGCAGGUGAGCGGUGCGGCAGAGCAGGUGAGCGGUGCGGCAGAGCAGGUGAGCGGUGCGGCAGAGCAGGUGAGCGGUGCGGCAGAGCAGGUGAGCGGUGCGGCAGAGCAGGUGAGCGGUGCGGCAGAGCAGGUGAGCGGUGCGGCAGAGCAGGUGAGCGGUGCGGCAGAGCAGGUGAGCGGUGCGGCAGAGCAGGUGAGCGGUGCGGCAGAGCAGGUGAGCGGUGCGGCAGAGCAGGUGAGCGGUGCGGCAGAGCAGGUGAGCGGUGCGGCAGAGCAGGUGAGUGGUGCGGCAGAGCAGGUGAGCGGUGCGGCAGAGCAGGUGAGCGGUGCGGCAGAGCAGGUGAGCGGUGCGGCAGAGCAGGUGAGGGGUGCGGCAGAGCAGGUGAGUGGUGCGGCAGAGCAGGUGAGUGGUGCGGCAGAGCAGGUGAGUGGUGCGGCAGAGCAGGUGAGUGGUGCGGCAGAGCAGGUGAGUGGUGCGGCAGAGCAGGUGAGCGGUGCGGAAGAGCAGGUGAGCGGUGCGGCAGAGCAGGUGAGUGGUGCGGCAGAGCAGGUGAGUGGUGCGGCAGAGCAGGUGAGUGGUGCGGCAGAGCAGGGUGCGGCAGAGCAGGUGAGUGGUGCGGCAGAGCAGGUGAGUGGUGCGGCAGAGCAGGUGAGUGGUGCGGCAGAGCAGGUGAGUGGUGCAGCAGAGCAGGUGAGUGGUGCGGCAGAGCAGGUGAGUGGUGCAGCAGAGCAGGUGAGUGGUGCAGCAGAGCAGGUGAGCGGUGCGGCAGAGCAGGUGAGUGGUGCGGCAGAGCAGGUGAGUGGUGCGGCAGAGCAGGUGAGUGGUGCAGCAGAGCAGGUGAGUGGUGCAGCAGAGCAGGUGAGUGGUGCAGCAGAGCAGGUGAGUGGUGCAGCAGAGCAGGUGAGUGGUGCGGCAGAGCAGGUGAGUGGUGCAGCAGAGCAGGUGAGUGGUGCGGCAGAGCAGGUGAGUGGUGCGGCAGAGCAGGUGAGUGGUGCAGCAGAGCAGGUGAGUGGUGCGACAGAGCAGGUGAGUGGUGCAGCAGAGCAGGUGAGUGGUGCAGCAGAGCAGGUGAGUGGUGCGGCAGAGCAGGUGAGUGGUGCGGCAGAGCAGGUGAGUGGUGCGACAGAGCAGGUGAGUGGUGCGGCAGAGCAGGUGAGUGGUGCAGCAGAGCAGGCUGUGCUCGCACGAACCUUGCAGCACCGCUCUCCACCUCUGGACGGCACCGAGUCCUCUCCCACUCCCCCCACUCCCAAUCGCCUGGAGCUCUGCCUCGUUCAGAGCCGUGAUGACAUUAUAAGCCCGCCUGUUGUAGCCGCUGCGCGCGCUCUCCGCCCACAUCGCGUAAAAACGGACCAGGCGGGUAUCGCGAUAGUUUCCCUCAGCUUUCCGCUCUAUCGCCGCGUUCCUUCCGUCCCUAGUCCCUCCCCGCGCUGCGCGCGCUCUCCGUCCACAGCGCGUGACGCGGACCCUACUUGUCUCCCGGGUCUCUCGGGUGUCCAUCUCGGGUGCCCCUUUCAGGUGCCCCACUCAGGUGUUUCUCAGGCGCCCAUCUCAGGUGUCUCUCAGGCGCCCCUCUCAGGUAUUUUCUCAGGGGGUCCCUCUCAGGCUUCUCUCAGCUGUCCCUUUCAGCUGCCCCUCUCAGGUGUCUCUCAGGUUCCCCUCUCAGGUGCCCAUCCCAGGUGUCUCUCCAAUGUCUCUCAGGUGCUUGCUUAG